GAACUCCAACGUCGCUACCGAAAUCAGGUGGUAGCACUGACCCAGAAGAGAACAGAUGUACCUCUGGGUAGCAGUCUUUCGGAGAGCAUGUACUCCACAGUGGCCUCCUCUUCAGGCAGAGAGCCUUUCAGGACCACUCUCAAGCAGCUCGUUGAGGGUAACAAGAAUUUCGUAAACGUCCAACGAUGUCUGGACUGGAUCAAAGAGCAGGAAAUCGCGAUCAAGAAUGCGCCUUUUGGAAACAACUGGAAGACCGUGACCGAAGCUACACGCCGAUACGAGCUCCUCCACCGAAAAAUUGAGUCAUUUCGCGUUGAAAUCGAUCAGUGCCAUAAUAUGAAGGCGAAGAUUUCUUCAGAAGAGGAGAAGUUCUUCACUGCUCUGUUGGACGAUUUGGACAGACAGUACGAUGCCUUAAAGGGAACCUCGAACCGUCAUCUGCGCCUGGCCAACUCUCUCCUGAGCUUUGUUGAGAAAGCGGGUGAUUUGUUGUCCUGGCUGGAGGAGAAAGAAUCGGUUGAAAUUUUUCGAGACUGGACACCCGCUCACCAGUUGCAGUCAGCCGAGCUUUACGCGUACUUUCAGGUAAGUCGAUUCAAUGUUUGA
Dibothriocephalus latus is the source of this 606-nucleotide messenger RNA. The record is from the annotation of a GenBank genome assembly. NCBI's taxonomy places the organism in Eukaryota, Metazoa, Platyhelminthes, Cestoda, Diphyllobothriidea, Diphyllobothriidae.